Durusdinium trenchii is the source of this 492-nucleotide messenger RNA. NCBI's taxonomy places the organism in Eukaryota, Dinophyceae, Suessiales, Symbiodiniaceae. The record is from the annotation of a GenBank genome assembly.
AUGAAUUUCCACACGCUUCGCCCAAUCAUUCAGCACUACCCAUACCCAGUUCCUUCAGGCUAUUUCUUGACGGAUUGCAUCCUCCGGCUGGAUGAGCUUUUUGAUGAGAAGAUGCUGGUUGGCGGCAGCAGCAAAUUGCAGCUAGCGGCAGAGGAGGGCGUGAAGCUCAAGAAGCUUUGCGGAGCUGUUGAAUCUUCUGAUGAAGAGCAACCUGAUCCAGAAGAAUCUGGAUCUGACAUUGGGGAGCCGCAUGAUGACGAUGAGGUGCCAGAAGGUGAUGGCGAGCCUGCGGAGGAAGACGUCGUCGCGGCAGAGACAUCUUCCGAAUCUACCACCUUGAGACUUCCAGGUUACAGCAGUAACUCAGUAUGUCUUCAGCACGAAGGGGUUUCUUUUGUCUUUCUUUUGUCAGCCCUACUCCCUAUGAGUUUGAAGCAUUGUGAGACUAAUGUUUUUUGGCAGCUUGCCUUUGCGUCAGUGAGGAAGUGGUGA